Messenger RNA from Coturnix japonica (Japanese quail), 1804 nucleotides. RefSeq names its product zinc finger FYVE-type containing 19 (gene ZFYVE19). Gene Ontology annotation, cellular component: cleavage furrow; midbody; centrosome. The record is from RefSeq and is a predicted model, not a curated record. Gene Ontology annotation, molecular function: phosphatidylinositol-3-phosphate binding; metal ion binding. Lineage: Eukaryota; Metazoa; Chordata; Aves; Galliformes; Phasianidae. Gene Ontology annotation, biological process: mitotic cytokinesis checkpoint signaling; abscission.
CGCGGAGGGGCGGGGUGGUGCCUGCCGGCUGAACGCGGCGCUGCGGAGCGUGGUAUGGCGGUGUUGGGAGGGCCAUGGAGGGCCGCUGCUACGGGUGUGCCUGCAAGUUCAGCCUCUUCAAGAAGGAGUGCGGCUGCAGGAGCUGCGGGCGCUCCUUCUGCUCGGCCUGCCUGAGCUGCAGCGCCACGGUGCCCCGCUGCGGGAGCGCUCCGCAGAAGGUGUGCAAGCAGUGCCACGGGAAGAUCACCGGACAAGAAUCUCAAAGCAGUUCAGCAAAAUGGUCACCACCAGAAAACUACAAAAAGCGCGUAGCAGCGUUUGAGGCUAAGCAAAAGCAUCUGAAAGGACAACAGAAAGCAGAUGCAAAACCACUCAGUCAAGAUGACUCCAGAUACCGAGGGCUCUCCAAAGAAGAUAGAGCUAUUGCAGAGAGACUGGAGAAGCUCAGGGAGGAAAGGAAACCCAAGUCCAUCCCUUCACAGGCUGAGAUCGAAGCUAGGCUGGCUGCACUGAAGGAGGACUAUCAUGGACCCAUUCCAUCUGUGCAGGAAAUGGAGGACCGGUUGGCUGUCUUGCAGGGGAGGGACCCUCCUUCCAAGGCUCCCAGACCAGUACACCAACCCCCUGAUACCAGAAGUCUGUCUCAGCAAACAGAUGACCUGUUAACUCAGCUGGCUGAGGAAGUUUCCAUUGAUGAGCAUUAUAGUCCAGGAGUCCAGCCUCGAGCUGUUAGUGGCCGAAACUUGAAUGACCUGAGUAGGGAAAGUGAAGAUUGUGUUUCCCAUGCAAAUCUGGACCCAAAACAGCUAGAGGAAGAAAAAAAUAGACUUCUGGCAGAGGCUGCUGCUGAGCUGCGAGAAGAAAACACUAGGCAGGAAAAAAUCUUAGAGGUUGCUAAGAGACUGGCAGUACUCAGAGGCCAAGACCCUGAGGAAGUUACACUGGAAACUUACAAGUUCCCUGACAGCGAUGAGGAAUUGGAUGAGGAGGAAGCCAUUCAGAGAGUGCUGAAACAGCUUACAGAGGAAGCAGCCUUAGAUGAAGCGUGUGGAUUCAACAUUCUUCCAGAUCAGACCACUCAGCCAGGAUUCUCGCAGCAGAACCUACAUAAAAAAACAAAGCAAGGGAGCCAGACUCCAACUGCCAUAGCUCUUGCUGAGGCAGAUGACAGUGAUGAACAUGAGUUACCCUGGUGCUGCAUCUGCAACGAUGAUGCCACUUUGCGAUGCCAUGGCUGCAGUGGGGACCUCUACUGCCAACGCUGUUUUCGGGAAGGCCAUGAUGAGUUUGACAUGAAGGACCACCGUACCUCUCGGUAUCGUCUUCCUUGCAAGUAGUGGUGAUCAGAGUCAUUGCUGGCAGAAAAGGAGAUGAACUCCUCCCAUCUGGCCCACUCUCUCUUCUGGUCUCCAAGUGGAUUUUCAGCCAAAAUGGGGUGAUGUUUUGGACAGUAAAAGGGUGUGCUAUUAGCUAAGAGUGGCUUGGAGGGCAUGUGUCUUGGUCCUCGGAAACACAACCAGAGAAGUGCUGGGCUUGUCACCGAUGCUUGGGAUAAAUGAGGAUUUGAUGUGAGCUGGUGGGUCUGAGUCUACAGAUAGAGACAGUAAGGCGUCAUGAAUAAUAGUGAAGAUGUAUGCUUAAGGCAGUGUUGGCUGGUUGUUAAGUAACCUCCUGCUUUUGCUAACAGCUUACGCAUUGGUUCACAAGUCAGCAGAGCACUUUGCACUAAGAAAUUGUCUAUGUCAUGGUCACAUGUGUGAUGAAAACUUCCGAAAUGUAAUAAAACUAUUUACAGCAGACUGUG